Molecule: messenger RNA, 3832 nt
Organism: Exophiala dermatitidis NIH/UT8656
Lineage: Eukaryota; Fungi; Ascomycota; Eurotiomycetes; Chaetothyriales; Herpotrichiellaceae
Exons: 1
Coding region: 154-2157 (667 amino acids)
Source: RefSeq, a predicted model, not a curated record
AAGGACCCCUACCCAUGGUCCAAUGAUGAGCCCGCUUCCAAAUAGUGGUAAUACAUGUAAUUGCUACUCACUGCUUGCUUCCCUGCGACAAGCAACGAACACCAGGAUCGACUGAGCACGCAACUCUGCUCAUGAAGCUGUUCGUGUGAAGCCAUGAAUGGGCCACCAGUGACCCGUGCCGGUCGUCACCUCGACGCUCUCCUCAAGAACUUGUUUUAUUGUCCUGCCUGCGCGACAUGGCGGACACAGAAAGCUGCCCAGGCCACCCUACGGCGAGCUCAACGCUCCUCUAGUCGGCGACAUGCCUCGACUCUCAGCUCCCACACCGCGGUGAAUGCGCAAAAACGAAUCGCUCCGCGCUACCAAGCCUUAUAUGAUGCUCUCGGUGAUGUACGGAAGAAGGCGUCGGCACAAGUCAAUCUCAGCAGACUGCAGCUUGCACUUCAGGGCUUGGAGUCCGAGACACCCACGACGAGAGUGGCCAUCCUGGGGCUGAACGUACAAGACACGGCGCGCAGACUGGUACGCUUACUACUAGCGGAUGCACUGGAGGAUGAGGCAUCAUGGGAAAGAGAGUUGCUUGUGGGCAACGAGGACCUGAGUCAAGGACUGGUUAUUCGUUUCGGCCAGCCGCCAAACCCGAGUCUACAGCGGCCGAGGCUGUCAAUUCCAGUCUUGUACAUACCUUCCAGUGUGUUGGAGCGGAACAAUAUGGAAAUCCUGGUCUCCAGCAUCAGUGGCCUGAAACCUGGAGAGCUGUUGCAAGGUGCCCAAACUGUCCCUGCGGAUGCGUUCCUGUCACCUUCAAUCGGGACUCCUACAGCCUUCAACGGUAGACAAACAACCAUCAGCCAGCCCGUCCACAAUACUCUGUUGGUCACAAAGGGCAUGGACCAAUUGUUGUCCGCAGCUGAGCUGCUGGCCUCGACCGACUUUGCUGCGAUAGAAGAUCGCAAUGCGGUGAGAUUGGCGGUCAAUCUCGAAGAUAUAAAGGCAAACGACUCGGAACAAGUCUUGAUUCUGGACGUUGCAAAGGCGGAACAAGGCCUUGCAGCGAUCCGCAGGUCCGUGUCCGAGGCGACUACGUACGAGCAUAAAUGGGUUGAUUCAGGCAUGCCAGCAAUGUCCACUUGGUUGACAGUGGUUUCUGCAGCGAGAUCCGAUGGCCCGAUCCCGAAGGCUGUCAAAGAUCUCAUUUCAGGCUUGCUCACCAAUGCCUUGCGGAAUCUCGAGGCUCAAGCUGCUCUUGAAGCCCAGUCCAACGCAGCUAAAAGCCUGAGCAUGGCUGCCCGAAGGAAUCUGGACGAGGCCAUUGAGGCAUUCUCACGCAACGCACACGAAGAGCUACAGGCUGGUUUGGCGGCUGCUUGGAGUUCACGUAACUGGCGGAAGCUGGCAUGGUACAAGCUCUUUUGGCGAGUGGAUGAUGUGGGCUUGAUCAUCACGGAUCUGGUGACAAAUGCCUGGCUUCCUCAGACCGAGAGGGCAGUAUUUGAAUUAUGCGGCCGGCUGUCGCAGGCAGGCAUUUCGCCUAUGGAGGCUGUGCCGUCACAACAACAGCACGAAGCCUUCCCGACAACCGAACCAAGGGCUGAUGGUGUGGCUCAAACUACUCCAUCGGUGCUGCUGGCACAUGCCGACCUUGCAACGCAGACCCCUCUACAUGCAGUUGUAACCAACAAGGCUGGUGUAGCAGAGAUACAGAUGAUACCGUCGCCACAGCCAGUACCUCUUUCAAGUUCGAUCGCAACCACGCGGUCCAGGCACCUUGAAAGUGCUAUCACAGAUCUUACGGCCACAGCACAGCAGAUUGUGCUCAAGACAGUGUCAAUAACGGGUCUCACAGCUGGCCUCUCUGCAUUGACAUACAUCUCUCUUACGCCGGGAAGUCUAUACGAGGCGGGCACUAUUGUGGCGCUAGGCACGGCAUUUGCCCUGCGGCGGAUGCAGACUGAUUGGUUGAAGGCCACAAAGGCUCUGGAAGGCGGACUGUAUGAGGAAGGAAGAGACUUGAUCCGAAGGAUUGUUGUGAGGAUGAGAGAACUGGUUGAAAAUGCCAGCAGGGUUGUUGAGGAUGAAUUGGAAGUCCGGAGCCGAAAAGAAGCCCAAGAUGCUAUAACCAGGGCCAGAGACGAGCUGGACAGGCUCGAAAAGUGACACCGACUGGCUCAUUCGCGUUCAAAAGACAACACGUAACCGAGAGGUUCUAGUUUUAACUAAUUUCAAUUGCGUCGUCGGGAACGCCGCGCCUGCUUUUCAACCGGCGCCCCCAAAACUGCAUCAUGGGUAGGACUUCGUCCCGGUUCUUGGGCAUAGAAUCGUCGGCCUUCUUCCAUUGAUGAUAUGUGACGAACUCGUAGGCCGACUUGAUGCGUUUUAACGGGCUUGAGUCGGGGGACGCAAGCGGUGAAUUCGAGCCCGAGAGCACCAAUACAGGUGUUCUGUUCUUCGAAGUAAUCGCAGCAAGUGGUGUCGAGAGAGGUAGAUAACCACCAACGGAGAUGACACCACCCAAGGGAGCUGAAGACGAUAGGCAAGGAUGUAAGGGAACUGAAACAGCCACAGAGCCUCCCUGACCAAAGCCAAACAGAUGGAUGUGAUCAGGUCGAUAUCUUGAUUUCCCGAUCAAGACGUCCGCGAUGACGUCUUUGGCAACAAGUCCUACGGCGCGUGUCAAGGGAGAGUCUGGAUCGAUGGCUCCCGUUGUUGUGUCGACUUGAAGAUCUUCAGACCACUGAUCUCCAGCACCCAAAGGGAAGGGGAGUGGGAACGGAGGGUUCAGCGUGAUGGUCAGUGCAUCUGGAAGAUUGAGGGCUUUGGCAAACGAUGAGAAGUUCUUCGCUGUGUCGCCCAGUCCAGGGAGAAACAGGAUUACGUUGGUCGGAACGUUGUUGGGAGGCAAGUGAAUGACUGGACUCAGACUCGCUGGAAGAUCGCUCUGUAAAGGCGGCGAAGGGAAUGAGGACAUUGGAUCAGGUAGGCAAGUUUCGGCGUUGUGGCGCAGAAACUAGAUCUGGACAAAGGAAAACAAGGCUUGCAGAGGACGAUCGAAGGUGUGGAAAGACGGCUGCGAUCAGCUUCAAGUUUCGCCUCGGACCUCGACCCGCGAGAUCGGAUGGCGCCACCUAGCUGAACAGGUGUCGCUGGUUGUAUGUCUGUUCAAGCUGGGUAUAAAUGUAUGCCAGGGACAAGGCUAAGACGCUGUGCCUGUGCGUGGUGUUGAUGCUAACGCUGAAGCUCCGCAACGUGAGCAGCUGAAGCCUGAGAAGGUCGAGCUGACAGACGCAGUAUCACUGGCUGUGAACCCUGGUGCGAGGAACCAGUGUGACGUCGUGGCGGAGCCUGCAAACCAAGCUUUUAGCCUGCAACUUGGCUUCACAAACAAGCAUCUGCCCCUGGAUCCGCAAUUCAACUUGCUGGGCCCUGACAUCGUCACCUUUAACUGCCUCAUCUCCGGCAACGCAUGUACGGCAGGAAUGUCAGCUCAGCACUAGGCAUAUAAUGGCCGCCGCGGAUAAGUUCGGCGUCAUUGACUCUCAAAGGAUGUGGGCAAAGUGUAAGACAGUGAGACGCUCUGUUUCUUGAAAGUUCCUGACCGCCCUGUUGGUGAAUUCAUUCGGGUUGGUGCCAUAGUAGAACUUUAGUGGGAGGGCGGUUAGUGGCGCUUGACAGAUGAACUCUCCAGGGCUGCUUCAAUCUGUAGGUAAGAUCCAUACAACGGCAGUGCACAGGGUGCCAAUGUCAAACAGCACAGCCACCGCCUGUUGGUUCAACUUCAAGUUGUUUGCAUAUCGAUCCCCAUGCCGCAUCACGAACAGUUUCAGACUUUGAG